AUUCACGAAAGAGGGAGGCUGAGUUCUUGUUUCGUAUUUUAGCUGUCAGUGAAUCUGCAGUUUGUUUUCGACAAAAUGUUUCCUUAAGAGAAAUCUGCCAAUUUGAGCUAUCUUUAUGCUUCAUUAUUGAUCAAACCAGUAUGCAUACAUAACAUACAGCCAGGAGUAUACAGUUUGGAGUCUACCCGAAAACAAUGAAACAGCAUUGAUGUAUUCAGUGAUGGAGACUUCAAAAGCACGUCUAAAGCAUAGAAGACGUGAAUGCCUUUUUUGACUGACUACAAUACUAUCUAGGACAUGAUGGGGCCUAGGCGGAAAUCCACUAAGACAUGUUUGGUUGGAGGCUCAAAUUGCACUUCUUUGCAAAAAGAAGAACCAAAAGAUUACAUAAAUGAGCUUUCACAUGAGGUGCUCUGUCAUAUAUUCCGCUACCUGCCUAUGCCAGACAUUAUGUGCAUGGAAUGUCUGUCACGAAAGCUGCAAGAGGCAGUAACUCUGUAUUUACGGGUGGUGAAAAUGGUGGACCUUUGUGCCAGCCGGUGGUGGGAGUAUAUGCCUUCAGGAUUUACAGACACAAAUUUCCUCACGCUUCUGAAGAAGAUGCCUGAUUUGGAGCAUUUAUAUGGUUUGCAUCCACGGUAUUUAGAGCGGAGAAGGGUCAGGGGAUAUGAAGCUUUCAGUAUUCCUGGUGUUUUGGAGGCUCUUCAGGCUUGUCCCAGACUUUUGGGUGUGGAGACCUCCCAUUUAGAGCUGGUGGAAGCAAUAUGGAACUACAUGCCUCAAGUUCACAUCCUUGGAAAGUUCAGGAACCGCAAUGGGGCAUUUCCUAUUCCACCAGAAAACAAACUUACAGUUCCAGCAGCAGCUAAAAUUCAGACGCUUCAUCUUGUAGGUGUCAAUGUCCCAGAAAUUCCUUGUGUGUCCAUGCUCAGACACUUAUAUCUGGAGUGGGUCCGUCUUACAAAACCUCAGCCAUUCAAAGAUUUUUUGUGUGUGAGCUUGCGCACAUUUGUCAUGAGGAACUGUGCUGGUCCCACCAACUCCUUGAAGUAUGUACCACUGGUGACAGGUUUGGCCUCUGCACGCAACUUGGAGCAGCUAGAGCUUGUAAGGGUUCCUUUCUUAGGAGGGCUGAUACAACAUGUGGUGGAGGACAGCUGGAGAUCAGGAGGAUUUCGCAAUUUGCACACAAUUGUAUUUGGUGCCUGUAAGAAUGCCCUUGAAGUGGACUUAGGCUACCUCAUCAUUACUGCUGCACAUGGAUUGCAUGAAGUUCGAAUCCAGCCUUCCUUAACCAAAGACGGGGUUUUUUCAGCACUGAAAAUGGCUGAACUUGAGUUUCCACAAUUUGAAACUUUGCAUCUCGGAUAUGUUGAUGAGUUCCUAAUACAGUUUUCUAAUAGGAGGCUCAUCACGUGCAUGCUACUAUGUAAACUGAGUCAUACCGAGUUGGUCAAAUAUGGCCUUGCUGAUGUAAUAGAAAAUCCAGGAAUCAUCACUGAUGUUGGAAUGAAGGCUGUUAAUGAAGUGUUUCCUUCCAUCAAGUAUCUGGUCAUUUACAAUUGCCCGCAUCUUCACAACCCGCACAGCUGGAUCACAGAUCAUUCUCGCUGGAGCAGAUUGCUGGAUCUUACCCUUGUGCGCUGUCAUGCUAUUAAGCUUGAGUCGUUUUGCCAGUGUAUUGAAAUGCUGCCUAAUCUGGAGUUUAUCUCCCUAGACCAGAUGUUCCGUGAGCCCCCAAAGGGUUGUGCUCGGGUUGGUCUGAGCGCAGGCACAGGUAUUGGUGUAUCCUCUGCUCUGGUCAGUAACCAGAACCCUAACCAGAACAACAAUAACAAUCACCAGAACAAUAAUGAUGCCAAUAUUCAACCACAUAAUCGGGACAAUGCUGUUGACAUGGCACCACACAGAGUUGAGGAGAUCCAUGAUGUUGAAGGCCUGAAGGUAGAAAAUAUUGAAGUUGAGCCACAGGUAACAGAUGCCAGUCCAGAGAAAGAGUCUAAAGGGUCCUGUCAAGCACCAGAUCAAGAUGAAGAACAAGCAGGCCCCAGUGGUGUACAGCCUGUCAUUAAGAAAAUUCCGGUAGUGAUGUCUGACUCUGACAGUGAUGAUGAUGAGGCUCCAGACAAGUCCCAAGGUGUAUUUUGCUCCUCUCAACGGUACUCUCAGGCAUACAUGCAGGAGAAGAGGGAUGAUGUAGAAGAGCUAGCCACAAGAGACAAAGGGAAAACUCCAUUGCGCCGGGGAGGGCAGUAUCCCAGUUAUGACAAAGGCUGCCAGGUGACCAGUGAGCAGAUCAAAUCAGACAUAAAAGCAGCCAAUGAAACAGCAGUGGAUACUGGCCAAGACAGAAAUAAUGGAUCAUGUGUCUGCUCUGUGGACUGGAGAGUAGAAUCUGGUAAUCUUGGAAGGUCAAGAAAUGCAGGAGAAAGGGAUGAAGGAAGUCUGAGGCCACAUUGCACUUGUAACAGGACUUGCUUAGGCUCAGAGAGCAGUACCCAUGCCACCUUCAGUCAGCCAGGAGGAGAGGUGAGCCGACCAACCCACCAUGUCCCCAAGCAGAGAGCUAAAGCAGAACCCAGCACAAUAGAGCACCAUGGUGGAGUGGUGUCUCAUACAACUUCCAAAGACAUGUUUUCCAGUCGACCAAUGACCCGUGCUUGCAGUAGACUGUGCACUGUGCCAUUAACUUCUGACUCAGGACUUUCCAAAGCUAUGCCACGAAUAGCAGUGAAAAGAAAAAACACUGCAGACAAGUCAACCAGUACCAGUGACCCAGUCACUGAGGAUGACCAUGUACAGGUGCUUACAUUGAAAUCCAAAAAUCUAGUGGGAAUCACACUCUCAAACUGUGGUAUCACAGACCUUGUCAUGAAGGACUGCCCUAAAAUGAUGUUUGUCCAUGCCACUCGCUGCAGGGUGCUGAAGUACCUAAAGGUGCAGAAUUCACCCAUAGUGAACCGUUUUGAUUAUGCUCAAUGCAAGAAGCUGGACAUAGAACAGGUCUUGGAUCAGGUGUUGCGUAUACCUGCCGAAAGAAAUCGCAUUGUCUACUUGCGUCCUAUGAAACAGAUUGAUUCGUUGGCGCUGGAGAGAAAGUUGUUCAGUGGUCCCUACCCAUACCACAUCGCAAUUAUCCACGAGUUCAGUAACCCCCCCAAUGUCAGAAACAAAGUGAGGGUACGGAGCUGGAUGGACACUGUUGCUAACAUCAGUCAGGAACUAGUCAAGAAUGAAUUCUUCCCAGAGGCAAAAAGAACAGAAGCAGACAUAAAAAAAUACCCUAACUACCCAUGGGGUCGAGACAUCUAUACCUUAGAGGGUGUAGCAGAUGGGGCUCCCUACUCCAUGAUUUCUGAUUUCCCAUGGCUUCGUUCUCUGCGCAUAGCAGUACCCAACAGUUAUGCCCGUUGUGACUUUGAGGAUGAUGAAAGCACUACUAUCUAUGCUCCACGACGCAAAGGACAGCUUUCGGCUGAUAUCUGCAUGGAGACCAUUGGUGAGGAGAUUGCAGAGCGUCGUCAGAUGCAGUUAGGGGUGUUCCAACGGGUGGUUGUUAUUUUCAUCCAUUACAGUGACAUGCAUGGAGAUCCUGUUGAUGAUGACUAUAUUUAAGGCAAAUUGUAAGAGGACUUGUUGAAGGAAAAUUAGAAUACAAUUUUCUUCAAUUUUCACAAAUUUAUUAUGGGAAACUGUGUGCACAGUAAUGCUUGUUGGAAAGAGUUGAUUUUAUUUUUAGAAAAACUGUUGAAAUAUAAAAUGAUAGACAUUUACAAUAGAUUAAAAUCAAGGUGAUUGAAAAUUCUAGCAUUGUGCCAUUCUUUAAAGCAUGUAGGGAAUGAGUGAAGUUGUUGCUCUUUUUGAAAAAUAUAUUAUUGUGCUUUAGUGUGAUUUUUGGUGCAUCCUUUAUGUCAAGGUUAUCUGUACUGAUAAUGUGGUGUAUUGACUAAUAAUAUAGAGAAAGUUUUACAAUGCUUGUAUUUACAAACUAAAAUUGCGUUCUUAUAAAUUAACUGUAUAUUUUUUCUAAGGUGUUAUUUUAAUGUAAUACCUAAAUUCUAGACUUUUUCCCAUCUUUGUAGCAUUUUUCUGGGUUGUUCUCAUUUGUUAAAUGCAUUGUAAAUACAAUCUCAGACAACAGAUAGUUACUAGAUCUUUUCAAAAUCAAAAAGUGUUACCUCUUUAUGUGCUACAGAGCUAAAACUGACUUAAUUACUAUUUGUAUAGACGAUUAAAGCAUAAACUCUUCAAGAAAACGUUUAAAACCCCACUGGUUUAUACCUGCGGUUAAAGAUUUCAGGUCCUUAUGUUUAAGUUUGGGUGAAGAUGAAAAUGUGCAGUAGUAAUAUGUGGAGGAAAGGAAUAUACAUCAAAAUCCAUGCAAUUAAAGAGCAGACAUAAACAUAGAAAUUACUAUACCCACAAACAGUUAAGGGGGGCAAACACUUGUUGACCCUACCCCUUAGUGACAGAAGAAGUCACUCCCAUUUUCUUCCAGGUAUAUACAGUGGACUUAGGAGGUAUUCAGAUGCCUUGUUGUGGAUUUUAUUGUUAAUGGAUAUAAUUCCCGUUUUCACUCUUUUUUAUCUAAAUACUUUCUAAAGCCACUGUGUAUUAAACUUAGUCAAGCCGUUGCUUUAUUUUACCUAAUGGCCCCCUUUUCAAAGCAAAUCAUGUUUUUUAUCGUACUAUUGGGUAAUGUUGCUUAAAUAUACUGUAUUAAAAAAGUUUUACAUAUUCCAUUUUGAUGAUAAUUCUCACUUCCUGUUUGAUGAAAUUAAUUAUCAUCAUCUUUAGUUCAAAUUCAGGUUAUGGAUAGAAUGGCACAAAAUCCAAGAAAAUACUUUCCUUUUUUUAAAUUAAUCUUCUGAUCCAAAUUCCAUGAUGAUUAGAUAAAUUAGUAGGAGAUGAAGCAAAACACUGUAUUAAUAUUUCUGAAAGGCCACCUACCUUUUGAAUUUCCUGCAAAAGAAAAACUCUGUGAUUUCCAGAGAAUCAACAGAAAAAUAAUUAUGAUUACAUGUUGACCAGUUCUUAUGCUGCCUCUAAGGCGAAUUAAGCCAAAAUUUCUUUCAAAGGGUCAUUUACUGAUUUUUAAAGUAUGGUUAAGGUCUUUUGUACCAUUGCUCUGAUAUUGGAAUAUUUAAUUGGAAGAUACACAAACCAUCCAUCAUACAGUUCAUACUUUGUUUGGGAUGGUCUCCCAAUGUGAUCAUCCAAAUUUAGUGAUGAUUGGGCAAACUAUGUAGGAGAAGAAGUGAAGAAAUGGCAGAAAUUUCAGUAUUGCAGAAAUUAUUGUCUAUUGAACCUUUACCCAUCAAAGGAAAGUGGAAUUAUGUUUCUUUGAUAUUGCUUUAAAGAGUUAUUAUUGUAAAUGUAUGUUCAAACGUUGAUUGGGACUCUUUGAUUGGAUUGCUUUAUUACUGUACCAAAUUCCAUGCAAAAGCAUAUGAAGUGUUCUAUGGGCUGCCAUGAUCUCCAAUUGUGUAUGCAUAUUAGUAAGAAAACAUGCAUACCUUAUGUGUUGUGGGCCUUCUUGGCCCCCAGAUGGUUGUGUAGUACCUUUUAAAUCUGGAACCACACUUUAUAGAAAUGGGAUAAUUAAAAAGCUAGUAGACAUUAGGAAAGUAGGAGAAAUAAAGCCAUUUUCACUUUAUUCUUAUCUAAGUAAUCUCACAUGCCUCUGUACUGGAGACAUGAUGAUAAUGGAAUCCAUUACUUCACUAAUGACGGACAACCCCACAAGCAAUUUUCAUCAUUGUUUUGUCAAAUACUGUAUUUAAUUUAUUCAUUCUACACCCCAUUAUUCUGGCACUUUUAUAGGCAUUUUUGACUAUAUGCAUUCUCAAACUUUUACUUAAAAAAAAAAUAAAUAAAUAAAACUAAAGCAAUAUCCAAGAAUAAAUCCAUAAAUCAUUUUUUUCUCUAAUGCACCUGACAUAAUUUGUGGAGAAAAAAAAAACUGUUUACUACUGUUUUCAUUCUUUGUCUUUAUUGAAAUGAAUAACACAAUUGAAUAUAACAUAAUAUAAAUGAAUAAUUGCAUAAAAUGAAUGAAUGAAUUUACACAAAACGUGAAAUGGGACAAUACAAGAUUCUUGAUUUCA
Messenger RNA from Hemibagrus wyckioides, 6107 nucleotides. It is a transcript of the gene fbxo38, whose product is annotated as F-box protein 38. The record is from RefSeq and is a predicted model, not a curated record. Lineage: Eukaryota; Metazoa; Chordata; Actinopteri; Siluriformes; Bagridae. The transcript has 23 exons. Gene Ontology annotation, molecular function: protein binding. Gene Ontology annotation, biological process: protein K48-linked ubiquitination; SCF-dependent proteasomal ubiquitin-dependent protein catabolic process. Bases 298 to 3615 code for a protein of 1105 amino acids. Gene Ontology annotation, cellular component: cytoplasm; nucleus.